CAGCUUAGUGACAACCGUCAAUGGAUGUAGUGAGUAAGCACAUGCAUUACUUCGGACUCCCUAUUGUGUUUCCGAAACUUGGUGUGCUGCAUUUAAGAAGUCCUCGGGCAGGCACAAGCUGAGGUUCAGCGACCACAAAUUCCGCAGCAGAAUCAUUCAACGUCAGCUCCGCCGCCGAAUCCGGCUGCAUUCUUGCCCAACAUUUGCGCACCCAGCCCAAACAAAGUACAUCACUACCUACCUAACCACGCUGAUCAUCAACUCCCACCAAAAGUCGCCAAGAUGGCGCACAACGAAGUCUUCCAGUAUUCCAUCAUUUCCGCCCUUGUGGAUGGCGUCGCCUCGCAUGGUACACCCAUUGCACGCAUCCUCGAACAUGGCGACCACGGUCUCGGAACCUUUCGGAACAUGGUCGGCGAGAUGAUUGUGCUCGAUGGCGAGGUUUAUCAAAUGAAGGCCGAUGGAUCCGUCGUGCACAUCAACCCCGAAGAAACCGUCACCCCUUUCGCCACCGUGACACGAUUUCAGCCCACCGUAGCGACGAGGGCCACAGUGGUCGGCAAGGCAGGCCUGGAAAAGUUGCUGACGGACUUGUUCCCGAAGGCACGAAAUCACUUUCUAGUGGUUAGAAUGGACGGCGUAUUCAAGGAGGUCAACGUGAGGACUGCCGGUGGACAGACCAAGGCUAGGGAAGGCAUGGUGUCUGUGUGCGCUCGCCAGACGACUCACACUUUCAAGAGCGUCAAGGGUACAAUCGUCGGGUUCAGAUGUCCGCAGUACGUAAUGGGCGUCAAUGUGGCCGGAGACCACUUCCAUUUCAUUGCCGAGGACAGGCAGCGGGGAGGGCACAUUCUCGCCGUUGAAACAGAGGGGGAUGUGGAUAUCUCGGCGGCGCAGAUGUCUAAAUUCCACUUGGAGUUGCCGACCGAGGAUGACGAGUUCAACGAGGCCGAGUUAAAGCUGCAGGCUCAGGACAUCAAGGCGGCCGAGGGAUGAAUGUAACAUCUAGCUGAAGGUACCUAAGGUAGUUAACAUUUUUUAACUAAAUAUGCCCACCCC
Chaetomium fimeti is the source of this 1059-nucleotide messenger RNA. RefSeq names its product alpha-acetolactate decarboxylase. Gene Ontology annotation, biological process: acetoin biosynthetic process. Gene Ontology annotation, molecular function: acetolactate decarboxylase activity. The transcript has a single exon. Bases 283 to 996 code for a protein of 237 amino acids. The record is from RefSeq and is a predicted model, not a curated record. NCBI's taxonomy places the organism in Eukaryota, Fungi, Ascomycota, Sordariomycetes, Sordariales, Chaetomiaceae.